AGCUGCCAGGCUCGAGCUUCCCUGCUCACGGAGUCCCCCUCCCCGCACGCCGCCGUUCGCUGUUCCGGGCGCGAUGUCCAUGUUCACCCGCUUCGUGGAGCCUGGCCGCCUGGCCGUGAUCACCUACGGCCCCUGCGCGGGCAAGGUUUGUACCGUCGUGGACAUCGUGGACCAGAAGCGCGUGGUCGUGGACGGGCCGUCGUCGGUGACUGGCGUCGCGAGGCACAUGAUGCCCGUCAAGCGGUUGAGCCUUACCGAUUUCAAGGCGGCCAUCCCCCGGGGCGCGCGCGAGAAGACCUUGAAGCUGGCGCUGGAGAAGGAAAGCAUUCUGAAGAAAUGGAGCGAGACAUCUUGGGGCAAGAAGCUGCAGGCAAAGGAGACGCGUGCGAAGAUGACCGACUUUGACCGGUUCAAGCUGAUGGUCGCAAAGAAGAAGCGCUCCGCCUUGGUGAAGAAGGCCCUGAAGAAAAAGUGAGGCUGCUGGCAGCGCCUGACAUGAGCGGCGGGCCCGAUCCAUGAAAAUGCUUUGGCACGCAGA
Prorocentrum cordatum is the source of this 538-nucleotide messenger RNA. The record is from the annotation of a GenBank genome assembly. NCBI's taxonomy places the organism in Eukaryota, Dinophyceae, Prorocentrales, Prorocentraceae.